AUGGCUCAGAUGAUUCAGUGCCUGGCCUUCGUGCUGCUGGUCCUGAAGUCUUGGUCCCAAGGUACCGUGGCAGGCAUCUCGGCCAAGUGUUUGAUGCUGGAGGCGCUGGCAUUUGCGUGCCGCCUCUCCUCGACUACAUGGCUGAACGGCUACCUCCCCGUGGAUGCUUCUGGGGACUUCGUCUACCAGGUCGUGGACAUUUGCAGCUUGGUCCUGGUGCUUUCCCUGGUCUAUCGUGCCCUUGUCUCGCACCGCUGGAGCUAUGAGGAGGAGGCCGACUCUCUGCCAGUGCUUCCCAUGGUGGCGGCCUGCUUUCUCCUUGCAGCACUUCUGCAUGCGGACAUGAACAGCCGUCCUUUGUUCGACACGCUGUGGAUGGCCGGGCUCUUCCUCAGCGUCGUCUCGGUGCUGCCUCAGCUCUGGCACAUCCACCAGACGGGGGGCGUCAUCUCGGCCUGCACAGGCCACUACAUCGCCAUGCUUGCUUUCAGCCGUGCGCUGAGCGGCAUCUUCAUGUGGCACGCCCGCUUUGACAUCACCUGCGCGCCCCUUGUGGAGGGCGUGAACCAUGCGAUUUGGGCGAUUUUGGGUGCCCAUUUGCUGCAUCUGUGCCUUCUUGGUGAUUUCGGCUACUACUACAUCAAGGCCGUGAUGCAGCAGGGGUUGGACUUCAAGAUCGAGUUGCCCUGCGCUGACAUGGUUUGUUCCCGGUGCUGUGGGCUGCGGCUCAACGAGCUGCAAGACUGGUGGAGCACCUUGUCGCACUACGGCGGUCGGCGGCGUUUUGCCUUUUCGUUUGCGAUGAGCAAGCGCCCGGUGGCGGAUCCCGAGGGCCCGGUGCUCGAGCUCUUGCGUAGCUUCAAGAUCGGCAACUUCACUGGCUACUAUGAAGGCCGGAUCCGCGGCAAGUUCCAGCGCUUGGACAAUGCCCGGCAGCCGCAGCCGGAGAAAGCGGCGCCUCCGCGGGCCUUCGGCAAGGCGAAGCGGAAGGAGGACUGGCGCUUCAACAGCGAAGAUUUCGAGCCCCUGAGACUGCUCUGGCAGCAGUACAUCCAGGACCUGCAGCCGGAGGUCGCGAGCCUCGCCAGCGUGGACUUGCACGGCAGCCACGUCUCCGUGAUCUCCGCCAAGUCCCCGGGCCUGGCGCGCCUCGCAGGGACCGUCAUCGAGGAGACUCAGAGGACAUUGAGAAUCAUCACGCCGGACAGCCAGGUCAAGAUCUUGCCCAAGGAUAGCUGCGUUUUCGAGGUGGAGAUCCUCGACCGGCGCGUGCGCUUCCUGGGCCCGAGCCGAAGCGGCGGCAGCGGCAGCAGCGGAAGCGGCCGCUCUCGAGCCUGGCGGCUGUGAGCCAAGACGCGGCAUUUGCUCGAAAUGGAGCGGACCCAUGUGGGGGGGGGGGAUUUAUGGAAAGUCA
Messenger RNA from Effrenium voratum, 1414 nucleotides. NCBI's taxonomy places the organism in Eukaryota, Dinophyceae, Suessiales, Symbiodiniaceae. The record is from the annotation of a GenBank genome assembly.